AUGAGGCUUCUGAUCCGAGACGACCGUGUAGCGGCAUCUGAGUUCGUGGCGAAAUACAUUAUCGAGCGCAUCAAAGCAUUUCAGCCUACACCAACAAGACCUUUCGUUCUUGGCCUUCCCACGGGAAGCAGCCCAGAAAAUGUGUACAAAAUACUUGUCCGAGAGCACAAGGCAGGCAAUAUAUCAUUCAAGCAUGUCAUAACAUUCAACAUGGACGAGUAUGUCGGCAUACCCGUUAACCACCCCCAGAGCUACCACAGCUUCAUGUACAAGCACUUCUUCUCGCACGUGGACAUCGACCCGACCAAUGUCAACAUCCUGAACGGCAACGCCUCCGACCUCAGGCUCGAGUGCCGAGAGUACGAAAAGAAGAUCGCUGCCGUCGGAGGUAUCGCACUCUUCCUAGGAGGUAUCGGACCAGAUGGGCAUAUUGCCUUCAAUGAGCCCGGGUCCAGCCUGGCCUCCAGAACUCGGAUUAAGACGCUAACCGACGACACAAUCCUGGCGAAUUCGCGGUUUUUUGACAACGACGUGGAAAAGGUACCGAAGAUGGCGCUCACCGUCGGUGUGCAGACGGUCAUGGAGGCCAGAGAAGUAAUUAUUAUCGCCACUGGUGCGCACAAGGCUCUGGCUCUGAAGCACUGCGUCGAAUCGGGAAUCAGUCACAUCUGGACGGCAUCUUGUUUGCAACUUCACCCACAUGCCAUACUGGUAGUCGAUGAUGCUGCGACGCUCGAGCUUCAGGUCAAGACGGUCAAGUAUUUCAAGAGCAUCGAGGCGUCGGCUAUUGCUGAAUAG
Capronia coronata CBS 617.96 is the source of this 798-nucleotide messenger RNA. RefSeq names its product glucosamine-6-phosphate deaminase. The transcript has 4 exons. Gene Ontology annotation, biological process: N-acetylneuraminate catabolic process; N-acetylglucosamine catabolic process; D-glucosamine catabolic process. Gene Ontology annotation, molecular function: glucosamine-6-phosphate deaminase activity; identical protein binding. Gene Ontology annotation, cellular component: cytoplasm. The record is from RefSeq and is a predicted model, not a curated record. Bases 1 to 798 code for a protein of 265 amino acids. NCBI's taxonomy places the organism in Eukaryota, Fungi, Ascomycota, Eurotiomycetes, Chaetothyriales, Herpotrichiellaceae.